This is a messenger RNA of Cylicostephanus goldi, 594 nucleotides long. The record is from the annotation of a GenBank genome assembly. NCBI's taxonomy places the organism in Eukaryota, Metazoa, Nematoda, Chromadorea, Rhabditida, Strongylidae.
GAUCCUGAGCACGAUGGAGACGCGAAUGGUAAGAUGGAUACUUGGCUAACGAGAAGAUACUGCGUCGCGAACGCUGAUGUACGGCGCAUUUUCGGAGUUGCACCUAUCGCAGAUAAGAUGCAAGGUGCCAGAUUACGAUGAUCCACAUGGGGAAAAGACCACGUGGCCGGCCGAAGCAACGCUGGUUGGACACCAUUCGAAACGACUUAUGCAUUGCAAAGCUCAAAUCACAAGAAGCAGCUGAUCGAGUCAAGUGAAAGCAAAAAUGCACCACCGCCGACUCUGCCCCCGCAGGACAAUGGCGAGGAUAAAGAAGAAGAAGAAGAAAUUACUACUGUCAUGCAUGCUGCUAACUUUCGCCCAUGCUGCAAUCAUGUUGACGGAGACAUGGGCGGCUACAUCGUGUCAGAGAAUCUUGGACCACGAACGCCAUGCCAGAAGCGUCGGGGUAUUGUGGCAGAAGAUGCAACGACUGCGGAAUCUGUUCUGUCAUUUUUCAGGCAAAUUCGUGAUGCUGAUUAAUGCGAGACUAGUUAUGACGGUAAGAUCCAAAAUGAAUGUUUUUGUAAACACAAUUCCGAUAACCCACUGAUU